Molecule: messenger RNA, 1084 nt
Organism: Aedes aegypti (yellow fever mosquito)
Lineage: Eukaryota; Metazoa; Arthropoda; Insecta; Diptera; Culicidae
Gene: Unc50
Product: protein unc-50 homolog
Exons: 3
Coding region: 227-1051 (274 amino acids)
Cellular component (GO): Golgi membrane
Source: RefSeq, a predicted model, not a curated record
UGGAAACGUUUAUCUUUUUGACAAAACGUUUUGUUUACACUUUCGUCUGCACAAAAUAGCUCACUGUCCAAACUUUUUGCAUUUUUCAGGCAAAAGGUUGUGCAAAUUUAGUAAGAAAAAUCAUAAUAAUGAGUGUAGCGGUUUGUUAAACGCAGUCAAACAAACUACGGAAAUAUUGAAGUGAAUUCGUGCAACUCUAGAACGCAUUACGGAAGAGCAACACAAUAUGAAAUACUCCACCUCUCCGACUCCUUCGCGUAGUAAUAGCUCUUCGCUCCUGGGGGGAAUGUCGUCAUCCAGAACCACAUCCCCGUUGCCUCCGCCGGCCAAUUACCGGAACGACUGCAUGAGCGCCACCAACAAAAGCUACAAAUAUCUCCGGCGGUUCAUCAAGUUCGACCAGAUGGACUUCGAGUUUGCGAUGUGGCAAAUGCUGUACUUGUUCAUUGCGCCCAAGAAAGUGUACCGGAACUUCAAUUACCGGAAGCAAACCAAAUCUCAGUUUGCGCGCGAUGACCCAGCUUUCCUGGUACUGUUGGUUGGAUGCUUGUGUGUCACAUCUAUCGGCUUUGCGUGGGUGCUGAGCCUAGGAAUCGGCCAAAGUUUAGUAUUUCUAUUGUACGUGGUGUUUGUGGAUUGCAUUCUUUGCGGAAUGGUAGUGGCGACAAUGCUGUGGUUCAUCACGAACCAUUACUUGCGAGAUCGUGCCUCGGACUUGGACGUGGAAUGGGGCUAUGCAUUCGAUGUGCAUCUGAAUGCAUUUUUCCCUCCGUUAAUUUUGUUGCACUUCAUUCAGCUAUUCUUCUAUCAUCCGCUCAUCAGCCAGGACUGGUUUAUUUCGACUUUGAUAGGCAACACAAUCUGGCUGGCCGCGCUCAGUUACUACAUUUAUAUAACCUUCCUGGGUUAUAACGCAGUACCCAAUCUAAGAAAUACCCGAAUCAUUUUGGUUACACUACCAUUGGUGUUUCUAUUUUACAUUGUUACGUUAAUCAUUCGCUGGAAUUUGAGCGUUUCGUUAAUGUAUUUUUAUCACUAUAGAGUUCUGUAAGGACGAAGGAGCAAUAAAAUACACAUCAUGUAA